Molecule: messenger RNA, 2232 nt
Organism: Oldenlandia corymbosa var. corymbosa
Lineage: Eukaryota; Viridiplantae; Streptophyta; Magnoliopsida; Gentianales; Rubiaceae
Source: the annotation of a GenBank genome assembly
CAAUGGUCCAUCAAAAUUUCAAAGAGGGAUUUUUGAUCAUUGGAGGACCCAAAGAUAUGUGGUGAGUGGUGGCAGAAUUUUGGUUGGUUAAUGGAUAGCCAUGCGAACCAUCACUCAAUCUCACUUCUUUUGAUCGAAUUUCCUCCAAUUUUGCAAAAACAAUUCUGUUCCUGAUUUCCUCCCUCAAUUCAUAAUCCAAUCUUCUUCUUCUUCUUCUCCUCUGCUUCAUCUUCUUCAACAAUGUUGAACUGCUCUCACUCAGUUUACCCGCACCAUCACAAUAGCUACAUCAAUAUCCCUUCUUCAACUCCGAUUACUUCUUCUUCCUCCACAUUUUCCCUGCACCAUUCCACGUCCCUUUCCUUCUCUUCCACUUCCAAGUCCCGCCAUGGAUCGCUUCAUCUCAACGCUAAUCCCCGCCAAAAGGUUGGUCCUUAGCAUAAGUUUUCUUUUUUUCCCCCCUCUUCAAAAUGCUUCAAAUUUGCGAAAAAUUUUAGUUUCAGUAGGGAACUUAAUGUUUGGUGAUGUCCCAUUACGCUGUUUUAGUUCAUGUAUCUGUAAUGGCUCUGGCAAUGGGUGUUUGUUGUCUCAGAAAAGAUUGCAUUUUUAAUUUCUUUUCGGUCGUUAUAUGAAAUUUCGGAUCAGGGGUUUAAAGUUUUAUGCUCCAGAAGCGAGCCAUUGAAGGUGAUGAUAUCUGGGGCCCCUGCUUCUGGCAAAGGGACUCAAUGUGAAUUGAUCGUUCAGAAGUUUGGACUGGUUCAUGUCUCAACUGGAGACCUUCUGCGAGCUGAAGUGUCAGCUGGCACUGAAAUUGGAAACAAAGCAAAAGAGUAUAUGAAUUCCGGCCGUCUUGUUCCUGAUGAAAUUGUUACUGCUAUGGUCAAAGCACGGUUGUCGCGGGAUGAUGCAAAGCAGAAUGGCUGGCUUCUAGAUGGAUAUCCUAGAACUUCUGCUCAAGCACAAAGUCUUGAGGAAAUGAAGAUUAGACCAGACGUCUACAUUUUGCUCAAUGUUCCUGACGAAAUACUAAUUGACAGAUGUGUCGGUAGAAGGCUAGAUCCCGAGACAGGGAAAAUUUACCACAUCACUCAUUUCCCUCCUGAGAGUGAGGAAAUUAAGAAAAGGCUUAUAACUCGUCCUGAUGAUACUGAGGAGAAGGUCAAAUCGCGUCUACAGAUAUACAAGCAAAAUGUACAGGCGAUCUUAUCCACGUACUUGGACAUAUUAAAUGAGAUUGAUGGAAAUCGUCCAAAAGAUGCGGUCUUUAAAGAAAUUGAAAAUUUACUUCUGCGCUUGGAGGAGAAAAAAGAAGCUGGAAAAUCUGGGGUUGGGGAUAACAAAAACCCUACUAAGCCAACAUUCAUCAAGGAGAGCUGGAGAGGGAUUCCAACUAGAUUGAAUAACAUCCCGCAUUCACGAGAAAUCAGGGAAUAUUUCUAUAAUGACAUUCUGCAAGCUACCACGAGAGCAAUAAAUGAUGGAAAAACUCGAUUAAAGGUGGAGAUAAAUCUUCCUGAAUUGAAUCCUGAAAUGGAUGUUUAUCGAAUAGGUACAUUGAUGGAACUGGUUCGAUCUGUUGCUCUCUCAUUUGCUGAUGAUGGGAAGCGUGUAAAGGUUUGUGUCCAAGGAGCUAUGGGAAAAGGAGGUCCUUCUGGCAUGCCUCUUCAGCUUGCAGGAACUCGAAAAAUCCUGGAGUUCAUGGAUUGGGGAGAAUAUGGUGCUAAGGAUACCUUUAUUAGAAUUGGUUCUAUUGGUGCUGAAGAAGUUGAAGAGCAGGAUGAUAUGUUUCUUUUAGUCGCUCCUCAAAACGCUAUAGGAAAUUGCAUUAUUGAUGAUCUAAAAGCUAUGACUGAUGCGGCUGGUAAUCGGCCAGUUGUUCUUAUAAACCCUAGAUUAAGGGAUGUUCCUGGUGCAAGUGGCAACAUGCAGACAAUGGGCCGUGAAAAGAGAUUGGAGUAUGCGGCGUCAUUCGAGAUAUGCUACUUCUUCCGGUUGCUCUAUUAUUCAGGAACACAGUAUCCCAUUAUGGGUGCUCUCAGGAUGUCUUAUCCUCAUGCAUAUGAGCUAUACAAAAGGGUUGAUGAGUCGCCCGGAAAGGAGAAAUAUGUGAUCUUAUCUAGCUUCUCCAAGAGACCGACUGGUGAAGAGAUUAACGAUGCAUUUGAAGGAAGAGAUAGGAGUAAAGCUAAGAGGCCUUCUGGGAUUUGGGGCUUCUUGAGUAGCGUCUUCUGA